Molecule: messenger RNA, 1878 nt
Organism: Nothobranchius furzeri (turquoise killifish)
Lineage: Eukaryota; Metazoa; Chordata; Actinopteri; Cyprinodontiformes; Nothobranchiidae
Gene: atp5f1a
Product: ATP synthase F1 subunit alpha
Biological process (GO): proton transmembrane transport; proton motive force-driven ATP synthesis
Molecular function (GO): proton-transporting ATP synthase activity, rotational mechanism; ADP binding; ATP binding
Source: RefSeq, a predicted model, not a curated record
UUUCCGUGACCCCUCCACAAAUCCUUCCGUGUCCGACACCGCCAUCCUUCUCCCUCAGUUCCCGGUGCAGGACACACACAGGAUAAAAAAAUGCUGUCAGUUCGCUUGGCAGCGGCUCUUGUCCGCAAUUUACCUCGAAGAGCUGGAUUUGUUUCCAAGAACUUUGCUGCUGUGUGUGUAGGGGCCAAGAACCUGCACACCACACAUCCAUGGCUGCAGAAAACAGGCACAGCUGAAGUCUCUUCCAUUCUGGAGGAGAAGAUCAUAGGAGCUGACACCAGUGCUGAUCUGGAGGAGACUGGUCGUGUGCUGUCCAUCGGUGAUGGUAUUGCUAGAGUGUACGGUCUGAGGAAUGUGCAGGCAGAAGAGAUGGUGGAAUUCUCCUCUGGUCUGAAGGGCAUGUCGCUGAACUUGGAGCCAGACAACGUUGGCGUUGUGGUGUUUGGUAAUGACAAACUGAUCAAAGAGGGUGACAUAGUCAAGAGGACAGGCGCUAUUGUGGACGUGCCUGUUGGUGAGGAGCUUCUGGGCAGAGUUGUUGAUGCUUUGGGAAACGCCAUCGAUGGAAAGGGCCCUCUUGGCUCAAAAGUUCGCAGGCGUGUGGGUCUGAAGGCUCCUGGUAUCAUCCCUCGCAUCUCUGUGAGGGAGCCAAUGCAGACUGGCAUCAAAGCUGUGGACAGUUUGGUCCCUAUUGGACGUGGACAGCGUGAGCUCAUCAUUGGAGACAGGCAGACGGGCAAAACUGCAAUCGCCAUCGACACGAUCAUCAACCAGAAGCGCUUCAACGAUGGGACGGACGAGAAGAAGAAGCUGUACUGCAUCUAUGUCGCCAUAGGCCAGAAGAGGUCCACGGUGGCUCAGCUGGUGAAGAGGCUGACCGAUGCUGACGCCAUGAAGUACACCAUUGUGGUGUCUGCUACAGCCUCUGAUGCAGCUCCGCUGCAAUACCUGGCUCCCUACUCAGGCUGCUCCAUGGGGGAAUAUUUCAGAGACAACGGCAAGCAUGCGCUGAUCAUCUAUGAUGAUCUCUCCAAACAGGCCGUCGCCUACCGUCAGAUGUCCCUGCUGCUCCGCCGUCCCCCCGGUCGCGAGGCGUACCCCGGAGAUGUCUUCUACCUGCAUUCCCGUCUGCUGGAGAGAGCUGCUAAGAUGAACGAUAACUUUGGUGGCGGCUCCCUCACGGCUCUCCCUGUGAUUGAAACUCAGGCUGGCGACGUGUCAGCCUACAUUCCCACCAACGUCAUUUCCAUUACAGACGGACAGAUCUUCUUGGAGACGGAGCUGUUCUACAAGGGUAUUCGUCCGGCCAUCAACGUGGGUCUGUCUGUGUCGCGUGUUGGAUCUGCUGCUCAGACCAGAGCUAUGAAGCAGGUGGCUGGAACCAUGAAGCUGGAGCUGGCCCAGUAUCGUGAGGUGGCUGCUUUUGCCCAGUUUGGAUCUGAUUUGGACGCCGCCACCCAGCAACUGCUGAACCGUGGCGUGCGUCUGACCGAGCUGCUCAAACAGGGACAGUACUCUCCAAUGGCUAUCGAAGAACAGGUAGCAGUGAUUUAUGCGGGUGUUAGAGGACAUUUGGACAAAAUGGAGCCAAGCAAGAUCACCAAGUUUGAGAAGGCGUUCCUGCAACACAUCCUGAGUCAGCAACAAGACCUUCUGGCAAAUAUUAAGGCUGAUGGUAAAAUCUCUGAAGCUUCUGACGCUAAGCUCAAGCAGAUUGUAUUGAAUUUCCUCUCAAGCUUUGAGUAAAGUGUCAGUUUUUCCAUCUAGUUUUUGUUGUGCAGCAACAGCCACGCUGUCUAUGAAAUUAGAAAAAAAACAAGUGACACUUGAUCAUUAAUGUACAGAUAUCUUAACAGGAAAUAAAAUGUUCCAACAACA